ACAGAAGACUUGCAGGCUCACUGACUUGCAGGAAAAUAUCUACUUUGAGCCUGUCCAGUAUUGCUUAAAUUGUUGUUUCCCUUACCAACUGUUCAUGCAAAAGACGUGAGGAAUGCCAUAAAAAGUGCUGUGGGGAAAUGGAAGGAGGGAGUAAAAGAGAGAAGGGAUUUAAAAGCCGAUUAGCUGCUUUAUAGUAAAACCCAGAGAAAGUGAGCACUUACAGGAAUGUGGGUUUUAUCCCUCCAAGAAUUCUAGUUAGCCCACCAGGAAUUAACCUUGACCCUUUUACUGUAAUUAGGCCCCUGGGCGCAAUGACCCUUCCAGAGAACAUUCAGAGACUUUUAGUUUGUUUAGACAUCUGGUGGGGGUGGAACUUCCUGUUUGUUCAGAGAGCAACAAAAAGCCUCAUUGCUCUGAGGAAGGCUUGAGACCAGACCAACUACAGGGAGUCAGGCACAAUACAGUCUGGCCUCCUCAGGUCCCUUCUCCCAGCAGCAUGGAGAAGAACAAACUCCAUCCAAGUCUUAUUGUCCUUUUCCUGGUCUUCCUGCCUGCAGAUGCCUCAGUUUCUGGACAACCGCAGUAUAUGGCGCUGGUCCCCUCCCUGCUCCACACUGAGACCCCUGAGAAGGCCUGCAUCCUUCUGAGCCACCUCAAUGAGACAGUGACUGUAAGUGUUUCCUUGGAUUCUCUCAGGAAGAAUGAGAGCCUCUUCACUAACCUGGUGGCAGAAAAGGACUUAUUCCGCUGUGUCUCUUUCACUGUCCCAAGAUCUCCAUCCAGUGAAGAGGUAAUGCUUCUUUCUGUCCAAGUGAAAGGAGCAACCCACGAAUUCAGAAGGCAGACCGCAGUGCUGGUUAAAAACCAAGAGAGCCUGGUCUUUGUCCAGACAGACAAACCUAUCUACAAACCAGGACAGACAGUGAAGUUUCGUGUUGUCUCAUUGGAUGAAAAUUUUCACCCCCUGAAUGAGUUGAUUCCACUAGUAUCCAUUGAGGACCCCAAAGGAAAUCGCAUCGCACAAUGGCAGAAGGUCAAGUUAGAGAGUGGCCUCAAGCAAUUGGCCUUUCCCCUCUCAUCAGAGCCAUUUCUGGGCUCCUACAAAGUGCUGGUAAAGAAAGAAUCAGGUGAAACGGCAGAGCACCCCUUCACCGUGCAGGAAUUUGUGCUUCCCAAGUUUGAAGUGCAAGUAACAGUGCCAAAGAUAAUCACUAUCUCGGACGAAGAGGUGAAUGUGUCAGUGUGUGGCCUAUACACGUAUGGAAAGCCAGUCCCAGGACGUGUGACCCUGAGCAUGUGCAGAAAGUAUUAUAAUCCUUCUAACUGUUUUGGUGGAGAGUCACAAGCUCUCUGUGAGAAAUUAAGUCAGAAGCUAAACAGCCAGGGUUGCGUCUCUCAGCAAGUAAAAACCAAGGUCUUCCAGAUGAAGAGAGAAGGUUUGAAAAUGGAACUUGAAGUGGAAGCCAAGAUCAAAGAAGAAGGAACAGAGGUGGAGUUAACUGGAAGAGGGCUCAGUGAAAUAACAAGAACUAUCACCCAACUCUCAUUUGUGAAAGUGGACCCACACUUCAGACAAGGGAUCCCCUUCUUUGGACAGGUGCGCCUCGUGGAUGGGAAAGGUGUCCCCAUGCAAAAUAAACUCAUCCACAUCACAGCAAAUGCCGCUAACUAUGUCUCCAAUGCCACCACGGAUCAGUUUGGCCUAGCGCAGUUCUCCAUCAACACCACCAACGUUAAGGAUUCCUCCCUCUCUGUCAGGGUCAAAUACAAGGAUCAGAGCCACUGUUAUGACCACCAAUGGCUGGCAGAAGAGCACAGAGAUGCUUAUCACACUGCCACUCGUGUGUUCUCUCCCAGCAAGAGCUUUGUCCACCUUGAGACCAUACCUGAUGAACUGCGCUGUGGCCAAACUCAAACCAUCCAAGCACAUUAUGUUCUGAAUGGACAGGUCCUGAAGGAGCUAAGGGAGCUCACGUUCUAUUACCUGAUAAUGGCAAAGGGAGGCAUUGUCCGAACUGGGUUUCAUGUACUGCCUGUGAAGCAGGAAGACAUGAAAGGCCAUUUUCCUGUGUCGGUCCCUGUGGAACCAGACAUCGCUCCAGUUGCUCGAUUGCUCAUCUAUGCCAUUUUACCUGAUGGGGAAGUAGUCGGGGAUUCUGCAAAAUAUGAGGUUGAAAACUGUCUGGCCAACAAGGUGGAUUUGACCUUCAAGCCAGCAGUAAGUCUUCCAGCCUCGCCCGUCCACCUGCGAGUCACAGCUUCUCCUCAGUCGCUCUGUGCCCUCCGUGCAGUGGACCAAAGCGUGCUGCUCAUGAAGCCUGAGGCAGAGCUCUCCCCGUCCUCGGUUUAUAACCUGCUACCAGUAAAGGACCUCACUGGUUUCCCUGGAAGUUUGAAUCAACAGGAGGAAACUAAUGUAGACUGUGUCAGUGACCAGAUCCACAUCAAUGGAAUCAUCUAUUCCCCAAUGUCAAGUACAAACGAAAAAGAUAUGUAUAGCUUCCUACAGGAUAUGGGUUUAAAGGUGUUCACCAACUCAAAGAUUCAUAAACCCAGAGUGUGUUCAUACUAUCAUCCCCAAUCCUUUGGAAGCCCAGGUGUUGCAAGACUAUAUGAGUAUUCAGAAAGAAUGUCAAUGAGAGGCAGCAGUAAUUACGUAUUAGGUGCUUCAGGGCCUGUCCCAGAGCCUGUCACAGAGACCGUGAGAAAAUACUUUCCUGAGACGUGGAUCUGGGACUUGGUGGUAGUAGACUCAUCAGGCGUGGCUGAAGUAGGAGUAACAGUCCCUGAUACCAUCACUGAGUGGAAGGCAGGAGCCUUCUGCCUGUCCGAUGACACUGGAAUUGGCCUCUCUCUUCCCACCACUCUCCGAGCCUUCCAGCCUUUCUUUGUGGAACUCACAAUGCCCUACUCUGUGAUCCGUGGAGAGGCCUUCACACUCAAGGCUACUGUCUUAAACUACCUUCCCAAUUGCAUCCGGGUCAAGGUGCACCUAGAAGCCUCUCCUGCAUUCCUGGCUGUCCCAGGGGAGAAGGAACAAGACUCUCACUGCAUCUGUGGGAAUGGACGUCAAACCGUGACCUGGGCAGUAACUCCAAAGUCAUUAGGUGACAGACAGAUUCCUAAAACUACUCAAUCCUACUCAAAGAUUGUAUGUCAGUGGGAUUCUUAUAUCUACUUCUACUUCCCUCAGGCAAUGACACCCCUUCCCCAGAUGGUAGGAUUUUUUUUGUCUUUUAUUCUAGGAGGUGCUGAGGUGCCUGAUCAAGUAUCUCUGAAGCUGCCACCAAAUGUGGUAGAAGACUCUGCCCGAGCCUCCUUCUCAGUUUUGGGCUUGUUUAUUGAUUCCAAUCAUACUUCUAUCCCUGGAAAAUUUACCUUUCCUAAAAAUCUUCAUUUCUUUACCCCAGCUAACAAUUUAUUUAUUUAUGAUUCUGAUAAGUUAUAA
This is a messenger RNA of Myotis myotis, 3448 nucleotides long. RefSeq names its product alpha-2-macroglobulin-like. NCBI's taxonomy places the organism in Eukaryota, Metazoa, Chordata, Mammalia, Chiroptera, Vespertilionidae. The record is from RefSeq and is a predicted model, not a curated record. The transcript is spliced from 22 exons. The coding region runs from base 497 to 3448 and encodes 983 amino acids. Gene Ontology annotation, molecular function: endopeptidase inhibitor activity.